CUGAUAAAACUACACGGUGGCGGGAAGGGGGGUUUUUCGACGUGGGAAGUGUAUGGGCCGUUGGGCUUUCAUGGUCUGUUUUGGGCCUGAAUGAAUGGGCCGAAACUUGAGGAAGCUUGGUUCCGGCAAAAAUGGCUGGAGCUGGAGAUUGGUGUUGAUGGAAGAAAUCAGAUAUCGGGGCGAAUCGUCGGACGAUGACGGACUGCAAGUUCCUCUUCAGCAACGGCGUCAUUACCUCAUCGCCCGACGUCCCUCCGGUAGCCACUUUACUUCAAUCUCACCCAGGCGCGUACACGACGACGCGGACUCACAGCGACGGCGCGUGUAUCUUGUUCUGGGAGCGGCACUUACGACGGCUGUCAAACUCUGCCCGAAUUCUCCUCUCUAGAGACCCACGGCUUCUCUUCAAGCCGGAGAAAUCGGAGCUUUCCCUUCCACCGUCGUUAGUCGAGUCAUCGGCGUGGGAUUCUGCGGUUGAUUCUCUGGUUAAGGACUCCGUUGACCAGGUGCUGCCGAUUGCGUUGAGAGAAGGUCUGAGGAAGGAAGGUGAGGAGCUGGCGAUCACGGCUCUUGUCAGCGGGAAUGUGGAGAAGCUCAGGGGAAUGGAGAGUGUGAGUGGAUCAGACAGUCUGGCGGAGAUGCUGGAUGUUUAUGUUCACUUGGCCGGCUACGUUCCUCUGGCAUUUGAUCGGCCGGAGGGUGCGGCGAGAUUAGCGGUUGUGGGGCGAGGCAGAAGCGUGGCCGAAGCUAAGUAUUCCGACUGGGUAAGGUUAAGGACGCCGCUGGAGAGAUUGAGGCCUACUUCGGCGACGGAGCUACUGUUGUCUAACGAUGGAGACCAUUUGCUUGAAGGCUGCCUGACAAAUUUCUUUGUGGUUCGUCGCAGGGAAGGGAAAGGAGUUGGUGAAAUUCCUUACGAAGUACAGACAGCCCCCAUUUCUGAUGGUGUUCUUCCAGGAAUAAUCCGUCAACUAGUUCUUGAAGUGUGCUUAAGCAAAGGGAUAUCAGUUCAAGAAGUUGCUCCUUCAUGGUCUGAGCGUGACUUUUGGCAGGAAGCCUUUGUUACAAAUAGCCUGAGGAUCAUGCAACAUGUGGAAAAAAUCCAGUUCCCACAUUCAUGGGAGUCAUUGGAACAUAAAGCUCCGGAGGAGAUCUCGUGGGAGGAAAAGCAGUUUGCGAUGAAUCCUGGGAGGAUAACCGCAAUAAUCCAGAAUGAGGUGAUGAAGAAGGCGUUCGUGGAGGGAUAUCCAAUCUGAACAGUUUGUGCUCUUGCAACCAGCAUAAUGAAAGAAGCCACAAAAACCACUUCCUCAUUGAGGGCCAAAAUUUGGCCUGGAAGAAUGACAAAAUGUGUCAUAUUUCUCACUUUAAAAUCUUUGACUAUAGCACAGUUAGCAAGCAAAUCUUGGUUUAAACAGUAAACCACAUCGGAGGAAAAAGUUUGUGGUAGGAUACUUUGUGAUUAAAUCGUUGUUUAACCUUUCAUACCCAAAAAAAGUCUCAUACCGACUUUGAUUCCAAUAACAGGUUUUUCGGAUUGGACUGUUGGUAUGUUACGGUUUUACCAACACUAAUCAUUGUUUUGAUUACUAGCUUAUACCCCGGCCCUUUGGCCGGAAUGCUCAUAUUUGAUUAUUUGUAUUUUUAUGUUAUUUUUAAGUCUAUUAACCCGUUUAAUCUUAUUGAUAAUCAUUUGAUCGAGAUGAUACAUAAAGAAAUAAUAUAUAGGUCGAAGAUUCGGAGAAAUAUCAUAAUCAUUUAAGAAUAUAAAAUAUAAAAAUGUAUCAUUGACCCCAUUUUCAUAAUGCUAAUUAAGUCCCUGUUAAAAUGCUAUUGGUUAGUUUUCUUUUACAGUUAAGAAAUAUAGAGUAUAAAAGCUCACUGAAAUUCUCACACAACCCAUAGAUAGUUUGAAACUAAAUCUUAAACCUCACAAUCCUAUAUAAAGGGUUCAAUGCUCUCCUUUUAGAAACAAUAUGUCACUAAUCAAAAAGAAAUGGAGAGUUGUUGAUUCAAGUCAUCUAUAUAGUAAAAACUCAGCUAAGAGGGGACCAUCACAACUUGAGAGCAAACGAAAAAAUCAGGGUUAUCUCCAAUAUACGAAUAGACUCGAUCAAAGUAAUAAGGCGCAAAAUUAGACACUCCUUAUCUAUUAGUUCCAGUAGGUUGAAUAAAGAAGCGACCUAUUUCAAACAAUCAAUCAAUGAUUCCUCGUUUUAAGAUAGAAAUAGGUUAUGACAGUUGCAAAAACCAUAAACAUAAAGAUCCAAUAGCCACCACUCUCCGUUGUACAACCAAAUUUCUAUCUCAAGAGACAUAUAUUCAACCAAAAAUUCAAUUUCUAAUCUUCCUUCUACAACUUCAGUUAUUGAUGAACUCCAUUCUAUUCGCCAUGAAUUGAUAUUGGAGUUGAAAUCUUCUACUCGCCCAGCUUAAAAUCCCCAACAAUCAAACCGUAGUGCCAAGAGAUACCUGAAGAUUGAUUUUCAAUGACAGUCUUGUACUGGGAAGUGAAAGGCGCAAACUAUUGCACGAUGGAUGAAAUUUCGGAGGAAGUUAUAAAGAGAAAAGAACAAAGAUAAAAAAACACAAAAUUUAAAUUUAAAUUGAAAAAUGCAAGGAUACAACAGUAGUUACAUAAUUAGUUUCUUCCAUGUUGGCCAAUUACCCAUUUACCUUUAGCAAAAAUUAAGGAGAGAGCGAGAAUUUAAAAUUGAGAAAAUUACAUGAAACUCUACUAUGAAAAUAGAAGUAUCAAGCUCGAUAAAAAUAAAUACGGUAGACUUAGUGAGCUUGCUAAUUAUGAUAAAAAGUCCUCUGAUUUUCAGAGAUUAACUUUGUCUAUUUUUUUAUCAAAAAGAAUGCAAUAAAUUUGUUUAGUGUAACUGGUUGUGAUUGUUAUCUUUGUUUGAAGAGACCCGGGUUCAAACCUUGAUAUUGCUAUUUUUAUAUGAAAUAAAUAAUAAAUGUGUAAAGACAAAAAUGACCUUCCUACUUUCACUCUCGUUGCAGGAAAUUUGAAAUGGAGAAAAGUACACAAAACUCUACCAUAUAUUAAUGGAGGAUUGAUACUGCCAAUAGGGAUGGCAAUGGGUCGGGUUGGGGCGGGUUUUAUCAAACCCAAACCCAUGGGUUUAUUCGCCAAAAAAACCCGGGAUAAAACCCGUUGGGUUUG
Linum trigynum is the source of this 3175-nucleotide messenger RNA. NCBI's taxonomy places the organism in Eukaryota, Viridiplantae, Streptophyta, Magnoliopsida, Malpighiales, Linaceae. The record is from the annotation of a GenBank genome assembly.